UCUUCAUCACUCUACAGCUGUUAACAAUAACUGAGAACUCAAAACAGACAUUGACAAGGCAAGCAGUUUCAAAAUAUCAGAAAAUAACUUUGAAUAGCUUUUCAAAACUAUAAUGUACAAUAGUCAAUGACGAGAGACAUUACGUUUUUCUAAAUCUUUUUUAUCAAGUUACUUUCAAACAAAAAUAUGCUCAAGGCUGCAUUCAGAAACUAAAAAAAAAAAAAAAAACAGGGAUUCACAUUUAAGUAUUAAGUUUGUUCGUUGUUGUCAUAGUUUCAGUAUGGGGAUGAGUGACUUGUUCGAGAUUGCCGGUGGUGAGUUGGCUCAGAUUCUGCGGACUCUGCCGGAGCACUUCGCAGCUGGUGGCUCUCUCGUUUUGGACUGCAGGCCGUUCCUUGCGUAUUCUCGAUCACACAUCUGUGGCUCCCGAAAUGUGAACUGGAACUCCAUGAUUCGCCGUCGGUCGAAAACCUCGGUGGUUAGUUUGGAGUGGCUGGUGCCGGACAAGACACUUCUGGGUCGUCUGCGCAGCGGCGAGUUCUCGCCGGUAAUUGUGCUGGAUGAGGACAGUCGCUCUGUUGCUGACCUGAAAAGCGAGAGUCUUGCCAGCAUGCUGCUUACUGCCCUACAUGCCGAAGUUGAGCCGGGAACCACGCAGAUCUGCUUCUUACAAGGUGGAUUCGACGGCUUCUUCGCUUUGUAUCCAGAUCUGUGCGUCAACGCCCCGCCAGUGAAUGGAAAUCAAAGCGCCUUCCGGGACUCUGAAUCGGGCAUGUCAGGGAGAAAUACUCCCCUCUAUGAUCAGGGCGGUCCGGUAGAAAUCCUACCCUUCCUGUUUCUGGGCAGCGCUCAUCACUCGUCCAGGCGGGAGACUCUCGCAAAUUGCGGCAUCACCGCUGUGCUCAACGUGUCUUCGUCCUGUCCCAACCUUUUUGAGGACGAGUUUAACUACAAGACCCUACGUGUGGAAGACAGCCUCGCGACAGACAUCCGCGCACGAUUCCCCGAGGCAAUCGACUUUAUUGACUCAGUGAAGGGGUGCGGUGGGCGUGUACUGGUGCAUUGCCAGGCUGGCAUCUCGCGCUCUGCCACGAUCUGCCUGGCAUACCUGAUCCACUCGCGCCGCGUGCGCCUGGACGAGGCCUUCGACUUUGUGAAGCAGCGACGCCGUGUCAUUUCGCCAAAUCUGGCCUUCAUGGGCCAACUGCUGCAGUUUGAGACCGACGUGCUGUGUCACUGAAGCUGCGUUUCCAAACAAUCCGCACGGAGUAGAACGAGUUUCACUAGUUCACACGAAACACAAUAAGGGUCGAGAAACUUCCAAACCGAGAAAUUGGAAUAUUUAGCCUGAAAAGCAAACGUGGAGACGCUGUACGCCACGAUUGUGCAUUGCAAACUCCAGGACCAUUUUAUUUUUAUUCCUGGCUCAACGCUGCCACAGUUGACACUAACUAUGUGAGCAAAUUAUGGAGCACCGUUUAGUACGUCAUUUGUACGGCACGUUACCGGUGUGACCCAGAUGAAAGCGUGAAUGACUGUCUGAAACCAUUUCUGAUUAAUUCACACUCCUUUAUAAACCAUUGCUAUUUGCCUUUGGGAUGGUUUCACAAACCAGUGUAGGUUAUGAUCAGUAUCAUGCAGAGCCAUAUCUUAUGCAAUGGCUUAGAACUGAAAGCUCCUCUUAUGCCUCUUAGGUAUUAGUUAUAUUUUGCA
Molecule: messenger RNA, 1713 nt
Organism: Anguilla anguilla (European eel)
Lineage: Eukaryota; Metazoa; Chordata; Actinopteri; Anguilliformes; Anguillidae
Gene: dusp2
Product: dual specificity phosphatase 2
Exons: 4
Coding region: 281-1240 (319 amino acids)
Biological process (GO): negative regulation of MAPK cascade; endoderm formation; protein dephosphorylation
Cellular component (GO): nucleus; cytoplasm
Molecular function (GO): protein tyrosine/threonine phosphatase activity; MAP kinase tyrosine/serine/threonine phosphatase activity
Source: RefSeq, a predicted model, not a curated record